AUGGAAUUUUCUCAAGCAGUUAUCGGAAGUACUCUUCAAGGGAAGAUACAACAAAGUAUAGAGGCAAUAAGAGAUUUAAUUGAUGGAGCAAGAUAUUCAGCUGAGAAUUCACAUGUUACACAAGAUCUUGAAGUUCUACCAUGUGCAAUACAAAGUAUCCCAACACCAAUUCCUGAGCUAAAUGCAACAAAGUGGAAGGAUUUACUAGUAGGACUUAGGCAAAUUUUUGUGAGUGCUGAUGAUUGUAGACAAGCAAUCUACAAGUAUAGUAUUGCACACAGUACAAGGUACACACUGACUUCGUCUAUAAUUGAUGACGUAGUAAGGUCUAAUGUGGAAAAAAAACCCAAUGAAAUAAAAGCUGACAUAUAUAAAGACUAUAGCAUAAGUCUAACUUGUCGUCAAGCUUUAAGAGCGAAAGAGAGGGCAUUGGUGGAAAUAAACGGGCUUCCUGACCAAUCAUAUAUGCUUGUUCCUCAGUUGUGUAAUAGACUAAUAGAGACUGAUGUUGAUACUGUAGCAAAAUGGGUGGCUUCUAAUAAUAAGAGAUUUGAAUGUUUAUUUAUUGCAUAUAGUUGUUCCAUUAAAGGAUUCUUGCUUGGGGUUAGGCCUAUUUUAUAUGUGGAUGAAUGUUUCCUCAGUGGUCCUUAUCGAGGCACCUUACUGGCAACUUCAAUAUACAAUGCCGAUAAUGAGUUGUUUUCAUUAGCUUUUGCAAUAGUUGGGAGUGAAACUCAUAAUGAUUGGACUUGGUUUCUACAAAAUAUUAAAGAUAUCCUUGGUUCGCUGCAGGUAACUAUUGUUUCUGAUAGAAAUAAUGCUAUUAUUGGUGUUGUUAGAGCCAUAUUUGGUGGCGAUAGACAUGUAUUUUGCUAUCGACAUGUCAAGGAGAAUUUUAGCUCUAAGUUUAAAAAAGUUUAUAGGGGAAUGGGAAGGAACAACAAGGAAGAGGUACUAAAAUUGCUUGAUCACAUUGCCUAUGCAAGGCAUGAGCAUGAAUUUUGUAUAGCUAUAGGAAAUUUGAGGAUGUUCUCUCCACAAUUAGCAAGAUGGGUUGAAAAUCAAGGUGAUGUUGAUCGCUGGGCACUAUCAUUGUUCCCAUUUUAA
Messenger RNA from Prosopis cineraria, 1107 nucleotides. RefSeq lists its product as uncharacterized. The record is from RefSeq and is a predicted model, not a curated record. The transcript is spliced from 4 exons. The coding region runs from base 1 to 1107 and encodes 368 amino acids. NCBI's taxonomy places the organism in Eukaryota, Viridiplantae, Streptophyta, Magnoliopsida, Fabales, Fabaceae.